Messenger RNA from Symbiodinium necroappetens, 644 nucleotides. NCBI's taxonomy places the organism in Eukaryota, Dinophyceae, Suessiales, Symbiodiniaceae. The record is from the annotation of a GenBank genome assembly.
GUGAUGUCGGUCACAGAGCUAGAAGCUCAGAUGAUGUCUGCGGAGUCCCAGCGACAGGGCCAGGUACGUCCCCAGCAUCAUCGGGAGAGGCCGGUGAGACCGCAAGCCAUGAGCUUGAGCACCACUCCGCCGGUGCCUGGUUUGGGGACCACGCCGCAGAUGCCGCUGAUGUACAGCCGCUUACGACCACAGCUGGCACCGGAGUCUCGAGAGGAGCCAUCACGACCCCAACCUCCAGUCGCUGUGCCAGCUGCCCCUCCUCCCGUGCCAGGGGAGCAAGAGCCCUUGCACGAGGAGCCGGCAGAAGAUCCGGCUCUUCCUACAGAUCCGGUUCCAUCGAGAAUCUUCCCGUUUACUCGGCAGCACCGUGAUGCUAUCCUUGCGGGCCACGCAGAGGAAGCUCAUGUUCAGCCGUUUCUGCAACCGGCCGGGCGGCAGCACGUAGGUCUCAUGACAACCAGCGACAAGGAGCUGAUUGUUCGUAUUCAGCUGAAUCAGAUGGCCGCCAUUGGUGAGCAGACGGGCCAUAAGCUAUAUCAGCACCGCAAACCACCGGAGCCUGUUCUGGACCAGGGGCUUUUGCACGGAUAUCCCGGUGCGGAAGGGCCAGAUGGAGGGACAGGCGACCCUAUGCAGCACGCCAG